GAGACAGGGUCUUGCUUUAUGUAGCUAAGGCUGGCCUAGAAUUUGGGAUCCUACUGCCUCGUUUCCCAGUUGCUGGGAUUACAGCCUCACACCUGUAAUACCAGCCGUUUUUAAUUUAAAAGGAUUGUAAACCGCAUCAGCGCCUCCAGCACAGCGGACCACCUAGUGAGCUUCCCGCCCAUGCCUCGCCCUGCUGUGCCUAGUCGCUGCUUCGGGCUGAGACAGCUGGCGAGUUUGUCUUUUGAUUUUAGUUUUAAAAUAAGUUUGUUUAGGAGGAAGUACGCUUUGACUAAUAGAGUUCAUUCAGUGCAACAAAGAAACCCAGACUAAAUUCUCUGCGUUUCCCUCAGAGAGCAGCUGCUGGGAAGGCAGUGGGAGGGCGACCACCUGGGCUUCUGCCUCUCCCUCUCCUGGAUUGGUUCUCUAGUUGCUGAGCUUUUUGUGCUUCUCCCUGUUUCUUCAGUGCCUUUCCUCUGAAUGCCCAGCCUGACGCUGACUCCAGAGUUCAAAUAUUGCAGAAAGAACCUCUCAGCCUAAGAAUGGAGAGGCUCCAUUUAGAGCACCCUUGUAGGGAGAUUUUCUGUGGCCCUCAUCCUCCUUGGCCUUGAGUGUGAGCUCCCAUUCUGCCAGCAGCUUGACCAAGAUCACACUGCUUUUUUCAGGCUAGUUUCAACCCCAUCUGUCUGGCUGCUCAACUCCCAGUACACCACAUCCGAGGGCCAAACCUUUUCUCAAGGAAGGACACAAGGAAGAAAUGUGGGCCCUUCUCCGCCUGAUUUCCCCUAAGGUGAUCCUGAUGAAUCUCAUCCCCAGAAACCAGCCUGGCACUACAGUUGGGAGUUUUCUUUUGAAGAAAACCGCCUGUUUCAGAAACUGCGAGGUGUUUAUGAGAAAGCAAGCCUUCUCAGGCUCCAGACUCCUGGACGGAAGCAUCCGAGGCCCCCAUUGUGUGGGUGUGGCUUUUUAGACUCGGGCAUCUCUUUGCUGUCAGGAACGGGGCUAAGACUAGAGUCCAGAGGACGCCUUCCCAGGAGUGUGCUGCUGUGCGUAAAGUGGAGGCAAGUAAUGGGGUGAAACCCUAGACCAUGGUUCUAGACAUUAAUUGCCCUCGGACAAGGGGCCAGAGCAUGGUGCCCUUGGGAUGGCAGCUGCCCCUGUCCAUGUUUCCGUAAGCAUUUGGGGACAGAGGUGACGGAGCGAACAAAGGGGAGCCAAGUAGGUGGAAGGCCUAAGAGCCGCCAGGCCUGUGCUUUCCUGGCACCUCUUCUGUCAUUCUGAGGGAAGCGGACGUGGCCCAAGAGGCAAAGGCUGUUUCCAGCACGAAUGAGCUUGGCCUCCCUGCCGGGCACAAGGGCACAAUGGACUUUCCCCUCCUGAUAGCCCCUUUCCCUCGUCCUUGGGCAGAGGUUCACACAGGAGCGACCAUCCCAGCGGCUGGAGCGUUUAAAGUGAAAUGCUGGCCAGAGUGCGACCCCAGGGGGUGUUCCGGGAAAGCCUCACGAGGCACCGACCCCCGCUUUAAUCUCUUGAGUCAGGAACCUGGGGCGGCGCAGACCCGGCGGGCUUCCAGGGCGACGGCAGGGGCGGUGGGCGCAUGCGCGCGGGGCGGGGCCUGGCUGCUGGACGCGCUGCCGGCCUCUCUAGCCCCGCCGCGUCUCUGUGGUCGGCCUCCCUGCACUCCGUGCAGCCCGCCGCUUUAGGCCCGCCGCGAGAGGGCGCCACUCUAGCACCGCCGUCUCUAGCCUGCGCCGGUCGGGCGCCGGGCCGCUCUAUCCCCGCGGCGGCGCAGGAAAUGGCUGCGGGACCCCGGCGACCGCGGAGCUCACUCUGGAGCAGUCUGUCUACAGUCCAGACUGUUGUUGGAAGCUUGAAUCCUCUCACUCCUGAGUGGUGACCGACGGCAGUGUGGUGAGGCCUGGUCAUCUGCUAGACCUGAUUGCCAGAUUUUAUGUUAUAUUUAGGGUUUCGGCAAAAGGUGUCCAAACUUCAACACUGGGCAGGGUUUUCAUGUUAUACCAGUCCUUCCUUGAAUGGAGCACUGUAAAAUUGGUCGUCAUUAGCAUCUAAAUGUGAUCAAAGCCUUGGAAGCUAGGAAAGGAAUUCUCAAGGUAUGGAUGAUAAAGGAGACCCAGCCAAUGAGGAAGCACCUAAGGCUAUCAAACCCACAAGUAAAGAGUUUAGGAAAACAUGGGGUUUUCGGAGAACCACGAUUGCUAAGCGUGAGGGUGCAGGGGAUGCUGAGGCUGACCUUGCCGAGCCACAACCCCAGCAACACAGCCUCUCUCUGCGCCGCAGCGGGAGGCAACCAAAGCGCACUGAACGGGUAGAAGAGUUUCUUACCACAGUUCGGCGUCGAGGAAGGAAAAGUGUGCCUGUCUCCCCUGAGGACUCCGGUGAGCCUGCAUCCUGUCCAGUCACUGAUGUGGAGACUGCCUCAGAAGGGAGUGUCGAAAGCAGCUCUGAGAUUAGAAGUGGCCCAGUGCCUGGCUCCUCAGGAGUGAAGGAAUGCCCCACCUCUUCUGAAAAGGCCAAAGGAGGUGAUGAUGAGGAAGACACCUCUGAUAGUGACAGUGAUGGCCUUACUCUGAAGGAACUUCAGAAUCGCCUUAGAAGAAAACGAGAGCAGGAACCAGCAGAGAGGCCCCUAAAAGGCAUUCAGCAUCGCCUGCGGAAGAAGCGUCGAGAGGAGGACCCCACAGAAACUGUGGACGAAGAGGCAGGCAGUGCUGGCAAGGAUGCCCUGCCCCACAAACAGGAGCCUGAGAAUGGCCAGGGGGCUGUCUCUCAGUCAGUGGAAGGUGAUGGAGAGAGUCAGUCAGAGGGGACAGUGGUUCAAGAAACUGAAGAUGAAGGCCCCGGCGACAUAGGCAAACCUAAGCCUGAAUGUGAGGUUUAUGACCCCAAUGCCCUGUACUGCAUCUGCCGACAGCCUCACAACAACAGAUUUAUGAUCUGCUGUGACCGAUGUGAGGAAUGGUUCCAUGGUGACUGUGUAGGCAUUUCUGAGGCCCGAGGGCGGCUUUUGGAAAGGAAUGGGGAAGAUUACAUCUGCCCUAACUGCACCAUUCUGCAAGUGCAGGAUGAGACAACUUCAGAAGCCACAGAUGAGCAAGAAUCUAGAUGUAGACCUGGAGGUGCUGACGGCACAGACUGUACAAGCAUAGGGACGGUAGAGCAGAAGUCUUGUGAAGACCAGGGGAUAAAAGGUAGAAUUGAGAAAGCUGCAAAUCCCAGUGGCAAGAAAAAACUCAAGAUAUUCCAGCCUGUUGUAGAGGCUCUUGGUGCUGCAAGGUGCAUUGGCCCUGGGUGCUCCAAUGUGGCACAGCCUGACUCAGUUUACUGCAGUAAUGACUGUAUUCUCAAACAUGCAGCAGCUACUAUGAGAUUUCUAAGUUCAGGUAAAGAACAAAAACCAAAACCUAAAGAAAAGGUCAAGAUGAAGCCAGAAAAACUCAGUCUUCCCAAAUGCAGUGUUCAGGCAGGGAUUAAAAUCUCUUCUGUGCACAAGAGACCAGCGCCAGAGAAAAAAGAAAACUCAGCAAAGAAGAUGAUGGUGGCCCCUCCUAGAAACGAGUCCACAGGGAAGGAGGCGACCUAUGAGAGCAGCACGCCAUCCUGGGCGAGUGACCACAACUACAAUGCAGUGAAGCCAGAGAAGCUUGUUGCACCCUCACCCGCACUGUUGUGUAAAUCUGUGAAGGACGACAGGAGGGCAGAGGACAGAACAGUGGCAGCUAUAGCAGCCUCAAAGAAAACAGCCACUCCAGGCUCCUUGGGCAGACAAGCUUCGCCUAGAAAUCUUGUUCCAAAGAAGACCUCUCCUUUUGCUAAUGUGACAGGAGCCAAACCGACCAUUAAAAAGUCACCCUUAGGCUUCAAGGGCACUAUCCCCAAGAGGCCAUGGCUCUCAGCCACCCCACCCGGUGCUUCAGCUGCCAGACAAACAGGACCAAUGCCUGUCACUGCUUCCAAAAAGCUGCCCAGCUCUGCUACUAUGGUGGGAACCAUCAGAAAACCAAUGGCAACUAAUGUACCUGCAGCCUCUCCAGCCCCAGGACGCCUUGGAGCUUCGAGCCCUGCCCCAUCACAGCCAAAUUCACAAAUUCGGCAAAAUAUAAGACGCUCUUUGAAAGAGAUUUUGUGGAAAAGAGUCAAUGACAGUGAUGACUUAAUCAUGACAGAAAACGAAGUGGGGAAAAUUGCCCUCCACAUCGAGAAGGAGAUGUUUAACUUGUUCCAAGUUACAGAUAAUCGCUACAAGAGUAAAUACCGCAGCAUCAUGUUCAACCUCAAGGAUCCCAAGAAUCAGGGACUUUUCCAUCGAGUUCUGCGUGAAGAGAUCUCUUUGGCAAAACUGGUGAGAAUGAAGCCAGAAGAGCUUGUAUCCAAAGAGCUCUCCAUGUGGAAAGAGAGGCCAGCAAAACCUGUGCCAGAGUCCAGAAGUAAGUUGCAUAAUGAAAGCAAGAAGACCACCGUUAAGCCUGAAGCCAUUCCUGACAUGGAAGAUUCUCCACCUGUGUCAGAUUCAGAUGAACAGCAAGAAUCAGUGCGCGCUGCCCCAGAGAAGAGUACAGUGCCUCUUCUGGAUGUCUUCAGCAGCAUGUUGAAGGAUACAACGAGUCAGCAUCGAGCACAUCUUUUUGAUCUAAACUGUAAAAUUUGUACAGGUCAGGUGCCAUCAGAAGAUGAACCAGCUCCUAAAAAACAAAAGUUAUCAGCUUCUGCAAAGAAAGAAGACUUAAAAUCCAAGUAUGACAACUCUCCAUCUGAUCCAGUUCCUAACUCAGCUGGUGAAGGGAUUGCAGAGACUCUGCCUGAAAAUGCCUCUGAAGUAGACCUGGAAAGUGCACCUCAUCCAAACCUAGAGAGAAAAUAUUUCUCUGGGUCUCCAGGAGAGAGCCAUUCCGAGCCCUCCCCACAGGAAGGCCUCCCCCACUGCCCAGCAUCCUGUGGGGGUGGGGUGGUCACCACAGUCACAGUGUCUGGCCGGGACCCCAGAACUGCUCUGAGUGGGUCAUGCAUGGUCACAGCCUCCACAGCAGCCCAGCUGGACAGCACCCACAUGGCAGAAACCAAACCAGAUGUGCUAAAGCCUGCUUUGACUCCUGUAAUGGUACCCAAGUCCAUAUUGGCUAAGCCAUCCUCAUCCCCUGACCCAAGAUACCUAUCAGUUCCACCAUCACCAAAUAUCAGCAUCUCAGAAUCACGGUCCCCCCCAGAAGGAGACACUGCGCUCUUUUUGUCUCGGCUCAGCACCAUUUGGAAAGGAUUUAUUAACAUGCAAAGUGUAGCAAAAUUUGUCACUAAGGCGUAUCCUGUCUCUGGGUGUUUUGAUUAUCUCAGUGAGGACUUGCCUGACACGAUUCACAUUGGUGGCAGGAUUGCUCCGAAGACUGUUUGGGACUAUGUCGGCAAGCUCAAAUCUUCCGUGUCUAAGGAGCUCUGUCUGAUCCGCUUUCACCCUGCAACAGAGGAGGAAGAGGUUGCCUACAUUUCUCUCUACUCCUAUUUUAGCAGCCGUGGCCGCUUUGGGGUGGUAGCUAAUAACAACAGGCAUGUCAAGGACCUCUACUUGAUUCCACUGAGUGCUAAGGACCCCGUACCAUCUAAACUCUUGCCCUUUGAGGGACCAGGUCUUGAGUCACCACGUCCAAAUAUAAUCCUUGGGUUAGUAAUCUGUCAAAAAAUAAAACGUCCUUCGAGUGCUGGCGAAAUAGAGGAGAAACGGGCUCGACUUCAGCAAGAAGAAAUGGAUGCUCCAAUCUAUCCCAAAGUAACUGCAACCUCACAGUCUGAGAAGAAGCCCCCUAAGUGCCAGCCCCACUCUGUGGACACAGCUGUCAGCACCACGCCCCCUGGGUCUCCUCCACCCCCACCCCCUCUUCCUGAGCCCCCAGUAAUGAAAAUCCUCUCAUCCCUCAAGCCAGGUGCCACUAGCACCAGCACAGCGUCCACUGUAUCAGCAGUGGUCACCACAGCAGCUUCCCCUGUCGCUUCAGCCGCGUCAAAAACAGCCUCACCACUGGAACACAUCCUACAGACUCUGUUUGGAAAGAAGAAAUCUUUUGAACCCCCUGCCAAAGAGUCUGCUGGACCUAUUCCAGCUCCCCAUCAGGAGUCUAAAACCAAGGGUGAAGACGGUGUGUCAGCACCUCCGUUACUGGAUCCAAUUGUUCAGCAGUUUGGUCAGUUCUCAAAAGAUAAGGCUCUGGAGGAGGAAGAAGACGAUAGACCCUAUGACCCUGAGGAAGAGUAUGACCCCGAAAGAGCCUUCAACACCCCGCUUCCUGAGCAAGGAAGGCACCAUGAUGCGGAGAAGGCUCCUGAAACAGCUGAGAGGGAAGAGGUAGCCUACGACCCGGAGGAUGAGACCAUUUUAGAAGAAGCCAAAGUGACUAUUGAUGACCUGCCCAACAGGAUGUGCACAGACGUGAAUGGCAACGCCACAGAGAGGCCAGUGGAAUAUGCUGCUGGCGUCUCCACUCCCUCUCUGGUUGAGCAACAGAAAAUGUUAGAAGAACUGAACAAACAAAUAGAGGAGCAGAAGCGACAGCUGGAGGAGCAGGAAGAAGCUCUUAGGCAGCAGAGGGCUGCUGUUGGGGUCUCCAUGGCACACUUCUCUGUGUCAGAUGCAUUGAUGUCUCCACCUCCAAAGUCAUCGCUGGCCAAGGCAGAGCUAUUCCCGCAGGAACAGCAAGCCUCAGACUUGAGUCAGGGAGCCCCGGGAACGAGCCUCAGCUCGGACUUGAGGCAGAGUAGAGACCCCCGGCAGGCCAGGCGGCUAGCUGCUGAGAGCAUUGAGAGUGAGCCUUCCCCCAGGGGCCAAGUGGGCAGUACCCCGAGUAUGCAGGGUGCUCCAAGGGAGAGUCCUGCUGCUGGGGCUGCAGCAGGCCAGGUGUCUGGGCUGGCCCAGGAAGUAAAGGAGUCAGGAACUACUCCUUGGGCUCCAGGUGAAAAAGCUGCACUGAUAUCUGAGCAGGAUGGCCAGAGGUGUGAGCACCACAGAAACCCUGUGACGCCCCUGGAGAACACUCAUCCUCCAGCAACUGGAGAUGGUGCAGCUAGACCUGCUCGGAGAGUGCUGCUGCCCACACCUCCGAGCACAUCCUUUCAACCCGGCUUCUCAAUGCAGAAUGAUGCACAGAAUUUUAAUGCUCCUGGGGGAAGGGAGCCUUUCUCAGGUCCAAUAUUUACAUCUCAGGAAAAGUCACUUGGUUCGUCUCAAUAUGAGGACCCAAGAAAUGCUCAGUCUGCUGGGAAGAGUGAUAGCCCAGCAGUGGACACUGAGGGGGGCCGAGAGCCACAGCCCAGGCCUGUCGAGGGCACAGCCUCCUUCCCUGUGUCUGGGCAAAGGGGAGGAGCUCCUCAGCCCCAGUUUCCAGGCCAGCGUGAACCCACACCUCGCACUUUUGGGAUGUCAGGACUUCAUGGCCCCAGUUUCCCAGGACCACGGGGGCCAGUCCUUCCAUUUUCAGAAGAGAAUGCGCCUAACAAUGACGGGUCAAGAGGACCUCCACCUCCACCUGCCAGAUUUGGAGCCCAGAAAGGGCCCAUCCCUUCCUUAUUUUCGGGGCAACAUGGGCCACCUCCUUAUGGGGACAACAGGGGCCCCUCGCCCUCUUACCUUGGCGGGCCUAGAGGAGGAGCACCGGCCCAGUUUGAAGAACGCAAGGAUCUCCAUGUGGAGAAAAGGGAAUUCCAGGACACCCCAUACAGUGAGAUGACCAGUGCCCCUGGCCAGUGUGAAGGACCAGAGCAGGCUCAGUUCAUGGGGAACAGAGUCACCACACCUUUCCAGUUUGGAGGCCAGAGACGACCUCUGCUGACUCAGCUGAAAGGGCCCCGAGGAGGCCCCCCACCCUCUCAAUUUGGAGGCCAGAGAGGACCACCCCCUGGCCAUUUUGUGGGCCCCCGCGGGCCGCAUCCUAAUCAGUUUGAAACUGCUCGGGGUUCCCAUCCCAGUCAGUUUGAAGGACCCAGAGGCCAAGCACCAGGCUUCAUGCCAGGUCCCCGGGGUGGUCAGCCCCAGCAGUUUGAGGAACAGAGAGUGAACUCACCGCCCAGGUUUGCAGGUCAGAGGGCACCAGCACCCCUGCCAUUUGGAGGACCAAGGGGCCCUGUUCCCUUUUCUGAAAAAAACGAACAAACACCUUCCCGAUUUCACUUUCAGGGACCCUCCUCGCAAACAAUGAAGCCUCCCCCCAGGCCCCUGCUGGAGCUCCCAAGCCACCCCCCACAGCACAGAAAGGACAGGUGGGAUGAGGCAGGCCCAGCUGCAGCCCUGCCCUCUGGUGCGGCACCUGGACAGGGCCCUGAGGCUGAUGGACAGUGGGCGGCUUCUGAUUUCCGAGAAGGCAAAGGCCAUGAGUACCGGAACCCGGCUUUUGAAGGGAGGCAAAGGGAGAGGUUCGAAGGUGGGCCCAAAGAAAAGCCACUGGACGAGUCUGAAGCCCAAGGGCCAGAGAACCGACAGGGCCGGGUGUUUGAGGACAGGAGGCGAGAACGGGAACGAGGCAGGAACUGGAGUCGAGAGAGAGACUGGGAGAGGAGCCGGGAGUGGGAACGACACCGGGAAAAAGACUGUGGCCGGGAAUGGGACAGAGGCAGGGAGAGGAACACCAGCAGGGACAAAGAGCGGGAGGCCGAACGGGCCAAGGAGUGGGACCGAAGCCGGGAGAGGAGCAGAAACCGUGACCGCGACAGGAGGCGGGACCGAGACAGGUCCCGGAGCAGAGACCGAGACCGGGAGAGGGCCCGUGACAAAGACCGAGAACCUAGAGAGCGAGGUCAGGAUCGCAAGGACCGCAGCAAGAGCAGAGAGAGUGCACGGGACCAGAAGCCUGAGGCCACCAGGACCUGUGAAGGCGGUGCAGCCUCCUCCCAGGCCUAGAGGCCUGCACUGGGCACGGGCUUGGCCACUCUCACGUGUGUAGGCUCAGUUGGGUGGGCAGGGAUCCUCUUAAAAAGACAAGUUCAUAAAGUGUGUUGAGCAGUCUUUGAAAUGGCCAUGAGCUUAGGUGCGGGAUAGAACAUUCUGGACUUUAAGAAUUGCUGUAAUUUUGUGCAUAAUGGUUUCUUACAAAAUUUCCCAUCUUUACAAUGCUGAUUUUUUUUUAAAAAACUCAAAUUUUCCAUUUAAGGUUACAGAAAUGGGAGAGUACUUACAAAAGCAUAUUGCUUUUUCAGAUUACACAGUCAUCUUUUUCCACAGAUAACUUUAGAUAGACUCCAAAUAGAGUUUGAGAGAAUGUCAGUGAACCUAGAGCCAUACCUUUGCUGGCAUUUUGUUUGCUUCCGCGUUUCUGAAACUGUCUCCAGGACUCUUGGCGGCCGUCCUGGGUGGCGCACUGUCAGGCAGGUGAGCUGCAGCUGCAGGAGGACAGUAGCUCCCCUGGAUGUAUCACCUCAUAAAUGUUUUUUAAAAACAAAGCAACAUCUGUCCUAGUAGAAACUGUUGCAUUUUAAGUAACAAUUUAUUGGAAAAUGUUUGAUUUUAUUAGCCUAAAGAAAGAGAAAGCAAACCAAUUAGUGUGCGUUGAGAGGUGGGUGUCUUCCUUGGAUGAACACAAUCAGGAACGCCUUGUCAAAUUUGGCCCUCCGAGCAGCUCCCCAGGCUAGGACGUGCAUCUGAGCCCAGCUGCCAUGUGUUAGGUGAUUGGUUUGAGAGUUUGUCACUGGAUUGGAGCAAUAUUUGUACAAAGUCUGAGGAGGACAAGUGAAACAGAGGACUUCUCACUGACAUGCAGCGUUCUGCUGCUGGUCACAAUUUUCCAGGAACUUCCGAAUUGUGAGAUAGAGAAGGCUGGCUAACUUAUUUGCCUGUAUAAAUACACUUUGAUAAUUCUUUUUAUAUUUUCAUAAACUUACUUUUGCAGAUAUAAAAUUAGAGAAUUUCAUUUGUUCUUUGGAGUCUUUUAUUCCAUUGUGCAUCACUACAGAUUUUUCACUUU
Molecule: messenger RNA, 9950 nt
Organism: Castor canadensis (American beaver)
Lineage: Eukaryota; Metazoa; Chordata; Mammalia; Rodentia; Castoridae
Gene: Dido1
Product: death inducer-obliterator 1
Biological process (GO): positive regulation of DNA-templated transcription; DNA-templated transcription; apoptotic signaling pathway
Cellular component (GO): Set1C/COMPASS complex; nucleus
Source: RefSeq, a predicted model, not a curated record